UUGCCUUUGGGCUCUAUAUCCUGGUUAGUCUUGAGAACUUUUCAACUCUAAUCACAUCCUACAUAGCCAAGUUAAAACUUGAUUUUUGAGCUUAUAACUACUUGAGUACUAUAUUUAUCAGAAGGCGAUAUCAGAAAGUUAAAACUUUUCAACUCUAAUCACUUUGUACUUUUAAAAAAAAAUCAGAUUGACAAAAAAGAUUGAUACUUGUCCGUGUAGGUAGUUUUGGAUCAAAUUGGAAGCUUUUUGGUGCUUUGACUUUUAUGGAUCUUUCUGAACUUCUAUGUUAAAGUUGGUAGCAUUGCACAUGUUGUGAUGAACAUCUAUUUUACUUGGUUGAAUUUGUGAUACUUGGUCUGUUAGUUACCGGAUUUUCUGUAUGUUGUGGCAUUUUGAAUUCAUUGUGAGGAUGCUUAUAUUUGUGUUCUGUGAUAUUGUUCAUGUUAUUAUACAAAUACGAAGUGGGGGUCUGCAUCAUUAUUUCUACUUGCAUAUGUUUGAUAAUUAAAAAUUUGGAGGCCUGUGAUUUAUAUUUUCUUUUGCCAAUUUUUUAAUACAUUACACAUUAAUAUUUAAAACGGGAUUAAGCAUUUCAUGUCUGGUUUAGGUUGUAUGCAUCAGUUUUCUACUUAUGAUCAAGGGUAAGGCCAAAGUUUCAACAUUUUCCUCAACUGAAAAAGCCAUUACGGAGCAGUUCUGUUCAUUAGACACUUACCAUGUAAUUCUCUACUCGAGCGUAUUAGGAAAAUACUAAUAACCCAUCUGGCUUAUUCAUUAAUAAAUGGUAUAAAUCUAAGUACAGAAGGUUUUCUUUCGUGAAGAGUUCAGGAUGCAAUGAUUCUUGAAAAUACUUUUCUUCUGGGAAAAUGCUAAUCACGUUCUUUUUGGAUUGUUAUGGAUCUCAGGGACUUUGCUUCUUGUCUACAUCUGUUGUUCUCUAUUCAUUCAAAUCUUCUCACUGCCAAAAUGCCACAAAUAACAAGGCAUGCUCUGCGCCGCAGUUUCAAAUUAUUAUCGUCUACUUCUCUUUUUAUUUAGUUGCACUAGCACAAGGAGGGCAUAAACCUUGUGUUCAAGCUUUCGGUGCUGACCAGUUUGAUGAACAGGACUUACGAGAAUGUGAAGCCAAAAGCUCAUUCUUCAAUUGGUGGUAUUUUUCCAUGAAUUUGGGUACUAUAAUGGCUCUCCUUGUUUUGUGCUACAUUCAAGACAACCUGAGUUGGGGUCUUGGCUUUGGAAUCCCCUGCAUUGUUAUGUGCCUUGCGCUAAUUACAUUUUUGCUUGGAACAAGGACUUACCGGUUUCGCGUACGAAGUGAUGAAAGAAACCCAUUUGUGAGAAUUGGUCGAGUAUUCCUGAAUGCGACUACCCAGACAGCAAUAUCUAAGGAAGAGGAAGCUCGGGGAAUUCUGCCUUAUCAAAGCUCUGAACAGUUCAAGUUUCUUAAUAAAGCAUUGCUUGCACCUGAUGGUUCAAAGGAAUAUGGCAAAGUUUGUACCGUCACAGAGAUUGAAGAGGCAAAGGCAGUUCUAAGACUUGUUCCAAUAUGGACUACAUGUUUGGGAUAUGCCAUUGUAUCUCCACAAUCGUCGACUUUUUUCACCGAACAAGGACUUACAAUGGAUCGUUCUAUCACGUCUAGCUUGCAAAUACCUGCUGCUUCACUUCAAUCUUUGAUCGCCAUUGGCAUUGUUGUCUUUAUUCCAUUAUAUGAUCGUAUUUUGGUUCCUAUUGCAAGAGCUAUGAGUAAGAAACCAUCAGGCAUGUCAAUGCUUUCACGAAUUGGAACUGGGAUAGUUCUAUCUGUUCUUUCCAUGAUAAUUGCAGCUUUAGUCGAGAGGGAACGCCUGAAAACUGUUGCUGAGUAUGGCCUCGUGGACAAGGCAAAUGCAACAGUGCCAAUGAGCGUGUGGUGGCUGCUACCUCAGUAUUUGCUUUUUGGAAUUGCAGAUGUAUUUACUAUGGUCGGCCUCCAAGAAUUCUUUUACGACCAAGUUCAAAACGAGCUGAAAAGUAUAGGUCCUGCUCUAUACCUCAGUAUAUUUGGCAUAGGGAAUUUCUUGAGCAGCUUUCUCAUCUCUGUGGUGGAGAAAGCCACCAGUGGCCCGGGUCGAGAUGGUUGGUUUUCAGAUAAUUUUAAUCGGACUCACGUGGAUUACUUCUACUGGCUACUCGCAGGGAUUAGCGCUUCUGCAUUUGCUGUCUACUUGUACACUGCAAAAUCUUAUAUCUAUAAUAGAAGAAACACUCUCUGAAGUUGUAAAAACAAACACUGCCAUUACUUGUAGAAGAGCGACAUU
This is a messenger RNA of Olea europaea var. sylvestris, 2300 nucleotides long. Its product is annotated as protein NRT1/ PTR FAMILY 5.10-like. Bases 867 to 2255 code for a protein of 462 amino acids. NCBI's taxonomy places the organism in Eukaryota, Viridiplantae, Streptophyta, Magnoliopsida, Lamiales, Oleaceae. Gene Ontology annotation, cellular component: membrane. The record is from RefSeq and is a predicted model, not a curated record. The transcript is spliced from 2 exons. Gene Ontology annotation, biological process: transmembrane transport. Gene Ontology annotation, molecular function: transmembrane transporter activity.